Molecule: messenger RNA, 1870 nt
Organism: Medicago truncatula (barrel medic)
Lineage: Eukaryota; Viridiplantae; Streptophyta; Magnoliopsida; Fabales; Fabaceae
Product: protein GRAVITROPIC IN THE LIGHT 1
Exons: 2
Coding region: 224-1669 (481 amino acids)
Biological process (GO): response to red or far red light; negative gravitropism
Source: RefSeq, a predicted model, not a curated record
GCGCACCCACCUCGUGGUGAUUCUGACAUUGAACCAGCGAGUCACACUCACACAGCCACACCCAGCACGUGUUCGUUAUGCAAUCUUUAAUUUUUUAUUCUACACAUUAUUAUUGACUCACUCAACGAGUCACUGGUUUGGUCCCACUCAGCUUCUUCUUCUGAAACUUCUUUCUUUCUCUCUGUAGUUGACUGAGUCAAUAUCUCAGUGUCAAACUCAACCAAUGACGAGAAAGGUUUCAAAUUUCUCCGAUCUGAUCCAAAGGGUCACCGCUUCAUGUCUCCUCAACCCACUUGUUCCAGUGAGAAAGAUAGUUGAAGAUGAUUCACCCUACGAAUCAGAAGAAAACAGAGACGAAGAACAAGAACAUUAUCACAGUGAUGAUGUUGAUGAUGACGACGAAGAUGAGGAUGAAAAUGGUGACCCUUUGGAGGAAAAUGACGAAUUCAACGAAGACAAAAUGAUGGGUAUGAAGAUUUUGAAGGUUAAGCAAAUGGAAGCAUUAAUGGAAGAAAUCUUCGAAACGGUGUCUUCUAUGAAGAGAGCGUAUGUGAAGUUACAAGAAGCGCAUUCACCUUGGGAUGCAGAGAAGAUGAGGGUUGCUGACGUGGCGGUGGUGACGGAGCUGAGGAAGCUGGCUGUGUUGAGAGAGAGGUUUCGGAGGAAUGGUGGUGGCAGGAAAGGUGGUCGGAGAAGAGGUUUUGGUGUGGCGUCGGUGAGGGAGGUUGUGGCGCCGUAUGAAGCGGUGGUGGAGGAGUUGAAGAAUGAAGUGAAGGUUAAGGAUUUAGAAGUGAAGGAUUUGAAAGAGAAACUUGAAGGUGUUGUUGCUCUUUCUAGUGGUGAAAAGAAACCUGGGAGGUCUCAAUCUAAGAGGAAACUAGGAAUUCAAGCAAUUGCAUCAGUUCCUACACCAGAACUAUUUGAAACAACUAUGGUGCAUGUAAGAGAAGCAUCAAAGUCCUUCACAUCUAUGCUUUUAUCGCUAAUGCACAAUGCACAUUGGGACAUAACGGCUGCUGUUCGUUCAAUUGAAGCAGCUACAGCUUCUACUGACAAAUAUCAAAAUGUUUCAACUUCAUCCAUUGUCUCGUCUCACCAUGCUAAGUAUGCACUUGAUUCCUAUAUAUCUAGGAAGAUCUUUCAAGGGUUUGAUCAUGAGACAUUCUACAUGGAUGGCAGCCUAUCUUCUCUCCUCAAUCCUGAUCAGUUUCGCCGCGAUUGCUUCACUCAAUACAAGGACAUGAAAUCCAUGGAUCCUGCCGAGCUACUUGGGAUCUUACCGACAUGUCACUUUGGAAAAUUCUGUUUCAAGAAGUACCUUGCCAUUGUUCAUCCGAAGAUGGAGGAGUCGUUGUUUGGUAACCUAGAGCAGCACGGUCAAGUCCAAGCAGGAAACCACCCCAGGAGUGAGUUUUACAAUGAAUUUUUAGGGUUGGCCAAAACUGUGUGGUUGCUUCAUUUACUUGCAUUCUCGUUGAACCCUCCACCAAGUCAAUUUGAGGCAAGUCGUGGAGCUGAGUUCCAUCUACAGUAUAUGGAUAGUGUGGUGAAAUUUUCUGGUGGGCGGGUGCCGGCUGGUCAGGUUGUAGGGUUUCCAGUUAGUCCUGGGUUUAAGCUUGGGAAUGGAUCUGUUAUAAAAUCCAGGGUAUAUUUGAUAGCCAGAACUUAAUGUUUUAGGAGAUAUGAGAGUGAUCUAAAUCUGUCUAGCAGGCUUAACGGGCUACUGAUGUAAUAUGAAAAAUCCUUUGGCAAGAUUAUUGUUUUUCCAGUUUGAACAUGAACUCAUUACAUUAAUUUGAAUUUGACCUCAAUCAGUGAUAAUGGUAUAGUAAAUUCUCAAAAAAAAAAAGUAAGCAAAUGCUUUUUUCUA